Messenger RNA from Exophiala spinifera, 240 nucleotides. RefSeq lists its product as uncharacterized. The transcript has 2 exons. Gene Ontology annotation, cellular component: cytosol. NCBI's taxonomy places the organism in Eukaryota, Fungi, Ascomycota, Eurotiomycetes, Chaetothyriales, Herpotrichiellaceae. The record is from RefSeq and is a predicted model, not a curated record. Gene Ontology annotation, biological process: copper ion transport. The coding region runs from base 1 to 240 and encodes 79 amino acids. Gene Ontology annotation, molecular function: metal ion binding; copper chaperone activity.
AUGUCCGAUCACCAUUACAAGUUCAACGUGACCAUGACAUGCGGUGGCUGCUCCGGCGCCGUUGAGCGUGUGCUCAAGAAACUAGACGGCGUCAAAGAGUACAAUGUCUCCCUCGACACCCAAACCGCAGACAUCACCACCACAGACUCGGUAUCCUACGAGACCGUGCUUGAGAAGAUCAAGAAGACCGGCAAGACCGUCAACUCGGGCGAGGCCGACGGUGUCACAAUGGCUGUGUAG